AUGCCCCCCAUCCGCCCCUCCUCCAAACGCAAGCCCCCCCCCGAUGGCUUCUCCGACAUAGAAGAAGACCUCCUAAUCUUCUCCAACAAGAUGAAAGACGCCCAAAACGCCCCCUCAGACAACAUCCCCAAGCACCAAGCCCAAUGGCCCAUCUUCCAAAUCUCUCACCAGCGCUCCCGCUACAUCUACGAGCUCUACUACGAAAAGGAGGCGAUAUCCAAGCAGCUCUACGACUGGCUCCUCAAAAACGGUUACGCCGACGCGGCGCUCAUCGCAAAAUGGAAGAAGCAGGGGUAUGAGAAGCUGUGCUGCCUGAGGUGCAUUCAGACAAAGGAGACAAAUUUUAACUCUACCUGCGUGUGCAGGGUGCCGAGGGCGCAGAUGAAGGGGGAGGAUAGGGAGGUUCAGUGCGUUAGUUGUGGGUGUAGGGGUUGUGCUUCUACUGACUGA
This is a messenger RNA of Podospora bellae-mahoneyi, 450 nucleotides long. It is a transcript of the gene BUD31, whose product is annotated as Component of the SF3b subcomplex of the U2 snRNP. Gene Ontology annotation, biological process: mRNA splicing, via spliceosome. The coding region runs from base 1 to 450 and encodes 149 amino acids. NCBI's taxonomy places the organism in Eukaryota, Fungi, Ascomycota, Sordariomycetes, Sordariales, Podosporaceae. The record is from RefSeq and is a predicted model, not a curated record. Gene Ontology annotation, cellular component: spliceosomal complex; nucleus. The transcript has a single exon.